GCCGACGCCCUGUUUGUGAUGGUUAUCGGCGGCGGAUUUGAUCAGAAGAUCUACGGUUACGGCAAUCGUGAAGUCGAUAAUGAGAUGUCGUUCACAGAAAUUGUGGACAUAUUCUCCGCUAAUAAUCCUAAGAGUGAUGCGGAUUCAUACGAAGUGAUGAGGAAAAUAAUAGGAGACGACAAGUGGGCGAAGAGAAACGCAAACGACUGACACAAAUGACUACAGAAUCAGAUUCUGUGGAUAUUCUGUCGAAAAGCGAUUCUUCGCAAGAAUUCAAUGAUAAUACUGACGAU
Messenger RNA from Oppiella nova, 293 nucleotides. NCBI's taxonomy places the organism in Eukaryota, Metazoa, Arthropoda, Arachnida, Sarcoptiformes, Oppiidae. The record is from the annotation of a GenBank genome assembly.